Uranotaenia lowii is the source of this 2864-nucleotide messenger RNA. RefSeq lists its product as uncharacterized. Gene Ontology annotation, molecular function: alcohol dehydrogenase (NADP+) activity. Lineage: Eukaryota; Metazoa; Arthropoda; Insecta; Diptera; Culicidae. The record is from RefSeq and is a predicted model, not a curated record. The coding region runs from base 47 to 1273 and encodes 408 amino acids. The transcript has 3 exons. Gene Ontology annotation, biological process: alcohol metabolic process.
ACGUUCAAUAUCAUUGGACACAGCUACACGUCUACGGGAAGCCGCCAUGAGUAAGCUGAUCCGCCAGGUGUCUAUCGAAACACCGCAAUCCAAAAUCAAAGAUUGCGUGAUCAAUCAGGUAGUGCCAGUGCCGGAUACGCCGCCCAAUGGAGCUCGCAUCCUGGUCGUCUACGCGGGAGCCUGCUACCGGAAGAACCAGUCGUCCUCGAUCUCGUCCAUCAGCAGUCAGCUAUCGGACACCGGUGACAUUACCACAUCGCUUCACAUGCUUGCCAAGCAGAUGCAGAGUGGUAACUUCUCCAGUAUUAGCGAGGAAGGUCCGGAAAAUACUCCAGCCCAAGCUCAUCAGACCUCGGUGGCCAUUCAGCACAAUCCAGCCUCUCAUCACGGAGUCCGGGACGGAGCCCUCUUUCCCGGGUUUGAGGUUGCCGGCGUUAUCGAAUCGCUUGGAAGCGAACUGACAGAAGACUGCGGCUUCAAAGUGGGCCAACGGGUCAUCCUGUACCCAUACGAGGGCGUCCCGGCUGGCUACUCGGAGCUGAUGGUCGUUCCAGAUCUGCAAUAUCUGAUUCCUAUUCCCGAAUCCCUGUCGCUUAGCUUGGCUGCAACGUUACCUACCGGAGCUCUGCUGGCUCAGAGCGCUAUCAUCUCAGCGCACAAGAUCGUGGACGAUCUGCUGAAGAAACGACCAAACGAAAAGGUGAAAAUCCUCAUCGUCGGCACCGGUGGAUUGGCCCUCUGGGCCAUCCGAAUUGCGGCACAACACUUCUACGGUGCGGGCACUAAAGACAAAAUCCAGAUCACCGUAGCCAGCCUUCGGGACGAAGGUUUCGUACUGGCACAAAAAUGUGAAAAAGUUAACGUGGUCCAGUGGAACGAGGAUCUGUACGAGAAGCAGCUGAUCGAGCGUACCCAUGACGCUUGCGAAGGUCUGGUGGACAUUGUGAUCGAUUUCGGGACAACGUCGCGUAGCUUGCACCGGUCGAUGCAGUGCCUAACCAAGGGAGGGCACGUGUUCAUUAGCGACGAAAUUGCCGAGAAGCUGCUGGUGCGGUACGCCAAGCGGGCGGAGGAACGUGGCGUCUUUAUUGAGGUGGUGCCGACCGGAACCAUCGAGGAGCUGCACGAUGUGGUCAGACUGGUGGCCAACAAUGAGAUUGAACCCCCGCCACACACAGUAUUCCCGUCGGACCAGGCCGCCGAAGUGGUACGCAAGCUGGCCAGCUCGGAGAUUCCUGGACGUGCCAUCCUGAAAUUCCAUGAUAUCGAGUAAGGAGUGUCGUACUCGAUUUUCGUAACAUAACACCCCCUCCUGAAUUGACAUAUUAGUCGUCUCAUCAUAUACAUCCAAUGUGGAAGAUGUAUCUGAUUUGGAAUAGGUUUGACAAACUACCAUCCUCUCACAGACAAAAACAGAAAAAAUUACUAAAUUAUUAAUCGUAGAGAAGAAGAGAAACCGUUACUCUGCUAGGCUCGGUUGAAGUGAGGUGAGACAACAUUAGUAAAACAUUACAAAAAACUAUAUAAUUUUAAUGAAAUUGUACAAGCAAAUUCAAGGAUAGGUAAAACAAGAGUUAAGCAUCACUAGAAGGUGCUAGUGACAAGUGCCGGCUGUGGAAGGAAAAUGGCACAACUUAAACGCUUAGCCAUUCUCAUUUCAAAACGUGACGCGCCGAUUUUUACCGGAACCGAUUGGAGAGUGUUGGGGAAGUUCCAAGAUUGAACCAGCUGAAAGCUACAGAAUUGAAAGAAAAAAAUUGCUGUAUAACAAACUCUUACCCAAUAAGAAUUGAGACAAAAACCAAAAUUAUACUAAACAACUCUAUAAAUGUAUAGUUUAACCUUUUUAAGCUAACCCAGCAAAAUGAGUAACUUCAUUCAUUACACGAGUAGAAGCAAUCGAAGCCAAUUGGUGAAACCUUUUUUUUUCUGUAAACCUAAUUUAUGUAUAGCGACUAGAUUUCUUUCCAACAUUACCAACAAGAUAAGCAGCAAAAUCAAAGAUCCUAAUCGGGACGGUUCGUUGUGUAUUUACAGUCAAAAUUAGACAGGAAAAAAGUAACACUCAAGUGAUCAAUCUUCAGGAGUCUACUCGUAGACUAAAAAGCUAAAAACAGUACCACUAAAUAGUAAUCAAUUCAAUUAUCAACAAACACAAAAACAGGCUCCAGAACGAGAAGAAGAAAGAAAGUAAGAGUAAGGCCAUGAUUUAUUUCAUGACAAAUAUGCUAGCAGAAUGAUUUCCCAAAAGAUGAAUUUAAAUUUAUGUACAAAAUAUUAAGUUAAACAACUCGUUUUCCAAACCUUCAGACAGUGAGAAUUGACAAACUGAAAACGAGAACAAUUGUACUUUGUUCUUUCAUUAAAACCAAUAAUCGGAAUCUUUUACUACGGAGAAAAGAUUGUAAAACCUUGUGAUUUAGUUUGAUUGCUUCUCGGGCGCCCCCGUAAUGGGGAAGAAGAAAAUGUGAACGUCAGAAAAAACGAACAACUCGGGACACGUUUCAAUCAGACGAUUUGUGUUGUAAUUUAUUGCCCUUUAAAAAAUCCGUACUAAAUUUCAACUAGUUAGUUUCCUGUUUCUUCUUCAAAAUAUGUAAUAACCGAACGGAUCAGGACAGGCGAAUCAGUUUACGGUAAAACAUUGUUCUUCACAAAAGGGUGUUAGUGAAGACGUUUCGCAGAGGAAGCUGAAGAAAAUCUAUGAGAAGAAAAUGAAAACUAGGCGAUGAUGUGUUUUAGGAUUAAUUUACACUUAAUUAUAGCUUAAACACAGUUUAGCGCAAGAGGAGCGAGGAAAGUGGAUUGAUGGAGAAGGAAAAGUAAAAUAAAUUAAACAAAUGAAAAUAAAAACAUAAACAUUG